This is a messenger RNA of Rangifer tarandus platyrhynchus (Svalbard reindeer), 513 nucleotides long. NCBI's taxonomy places the organism in Eukaryota, Metazoa, Chordata, Mammalia, Artiodactyla, Cervidae. The record is from the annotation of a GenBank genome assembly.
AUGAGAAGGAGCACCAGCAUCUUCGGCAGCCCCGGGAUGCUAGCUCUGAGGCCUGGGGGGCGGCGGCAGGAGAUGCAGAAGAGCCGAGUGAUGCAGCUGCGGGCUGCUAGCCAGUCUCUCCCGUCCAGCAGCCCUGCUAACAAGCUGGCCGUGGCCGCUGGCGACAGCACACUAAUGACAAUCGCAGGCCCAGCUGCAGCGGCUGGCCUGGCACAGGCGGACGGAACCACCUUCCCCUUCCAGGCCUCCAUGUUCAAGCGCUGCGCUCCGGGUGGGCCUGGUGGGGACCCGCGGCCGCUCACCUCCCGCGUGGGCCAUGACUCGGAGCGGCGGUGCUGGACCCGCGACUGUGCACUGGCCAUUCAUGUCCGCAGGGAGCGCCUUUGGCCGAGAGCAGCAGAGAGCCUACGUGUCCUUAUGCGGGGCCCCGGCUGGGGGCAGGGAGGUGGCCGCAGACAAAGGCGGGACGUGCGGCCCGUGGCCGGGGGCCAGCUUAAAUUAGGGAACAUCUGA